AUGCAAGUGUACCUCCCCCGCGACCUCGUCGACACCGCCCGCGGGUACCUUGUCGGUGUCGUCAUCGACGACUGCUACGUCAUCUGCGACGUCGUCGACGAUCUCCCCGCCUCCCUCCCUCAACCACUCGCGGUGGUGGGACUGAUAAAUUUGGACCACGGCCCCCUCCGAUUCAAAAACGACUUUCUAAAUCGGUUUCCCUAUUUGUCAGAGAAUACCCUGUGUUUUGUCGUCGUGUUCAACCCUCCCAACUACCGCAAUUUCGAGUAUUUUGCCAUUCUGCCGAUUUUGCUCCAACUGGUGGGCACCACGGCACCGCCCUGUGACUAUGCUGCCCAGCUCUGUCAGUGGCCAUCACCAGGAGUGGCUAGCACCAGUUUAGCUAACGAUCGAGUGCUUGAAGCCGUCAAUCUGACCCUCACCACUCGCAAACGACUCCGCCGCCAUGGACUUCAACCUGAUUCUGAAACUACACCUGAAACCACUGGUAAAAUUACACCUGAAACCACGGGUGAAACGAAAACAAAUACUACGGCCACGUCAUCGAUCCGCCGCGGGCUUCGCCACUUACAACUAGCAGGAAUCUUCGCUCUCAGCGUCGUCAGCCGGGGACUGAAUUACUCCGCCACCCUCCGCCAAGCUCAGCUCAGGCUCUGGCAGUUGGUUAAUCUUCCCGUCCAUUUUGGCCUGUACAAGGGCUGGCUUGAUCUCGACCAUUUACGGACGAAACUUCCCGUGUUCAAUUCCAACGUCAACGUCGCCAAUUCGAACUAUAUUAACUUCUACAAUACGCUCUGGUGCUUUGUCAACGAUGUGGUUAUUGGCCGAACCGUGUUGGCGUGGAUUCGGAGCUAUAGCCCCGAAGACGUCGCCUGGGGGGUAGCCCGAGUGGAAACCCUUCUAUUUGGCGAUUUCAGCGACUAUAUCACCUGGGUGGCUCUCCACCACCCGGCAGGGUUUAAGCUUAACGACCAAUUGGGCCGGUUCAUGGAAGGGAUGUACCAAUGGACGGUGGACUGGUGGCGGGGGUCGUUAGCCGCCGUCGUCCCCGAUGCGGCGGCGGUGGUGUAUGCCGCGAUCCACUCGCCGAUGAUGACGGUGGUGUGCCAUCUAGGGGUCACGUUCACCCUAGCAGUGGUGAUUGACGUCGUCAAGGCGCUCACCCUCCACAUUCGUGUGUUUGCUACCGUCGCCACCAAAGUGUACCAUAAACACUUGAUGGUGGUGCUGCUGCUUUUCCAGCUCUACCAAGGGAAAAAGUACAAUACGUUGCGCCAUCGGGUCGACCACGAGAACUACGAGACCGACCAGCUCUUGAUGGGAACGUUGCUUUCGAUGGUAUUAGCGUUGCUUCUCCCUACGGUGUUGGCGUUCUACUGGCUCUUCUUUAUCAGCCAUGGACUUGUGCUUGUCGCCAUUAACAUAUUGGAAGACCUUCAGACGAUCGUGGGAUUCAUGCCGUGGUUCCCUUGUUUACUAAAGAUCAAAAACUCUAACCGUCUUCAGGGGGGAGUCACUUUCACCCGGUUAAGUACCCAGGGGAAGACGCUGAUUGUACAAUUGAGCAAUAAGUCGCUUGGGUGGAAGGAGAUCUUCCAGCAUUUCCCUCAGCUCUUCAAACGGUGGCAAUUGGGGACGGUAUUUCCUCAGUUUCUUCGCGGGCGGCCGUUAGCGAAAACCGACCUCCGCGAAGUACAGGCCCGCUACCUCAUGCUCCCCGACGAACCGGUAUUGAUUUAA
Messenger RNA from Diutina rugosa, 1740 nucleotides. It is a transcript of the gene GPI1, whose product is annotated as phosphatidylinositol N-acetylglucosaminyltransferase. The record is from RefSeq and is a predicted model, not a curated record. The coding region runs from base 1 to 1740 and encodes 579 amino acids. Gene Ontology annotation, biological process: GPI anchor biosynthetic process. The transcript has a single exon. Gene Ontology annotation, cellular component: membrane; endoplasmic reticulum. Lineage: Eukaryota; Fungi; Ascomycota; Pichiomycetes; Serinales; Debaryomycetaceae.